This is a messenger RNA of Daphnia carinata, 1387 nucleotides long. RefSeq names its product glutamate receptor ionotropic, kainate glr-3-like. The record is from RefSeq and is a predicted model, not a curated record. Bases 41 to 1387 code for a protein of 448 amino acids. The transcript is spliced from 9 exons. Gene Ontology annotation, cellular component: membrane. NCBI's taxonomy places the organism in Eukaryota, Metazoa, Arthropoda, Branchiopoda, Diplostraca, Daphniidae. Gene Ontology annotation, molecular function: glutamate-gated receptor activity.
AGAGCUUGGACCAUAGUUGGCAUUAUUUCUUACAAGCGACAUGCUUUGCAGAAAGUUGAUUCAAUUUUCAGCCAUCUUUUUCAAUAAAUUCCUAGGGCAAGCUCAGCAACAGCGCUUCUUCCGAUUUGGGAUGAUGGAGAGACCUCCGCAUUUCAUGGCGAAAAAUUCAACGGCUGACGCGCAAAAGUAUCAUGGCUCUUGGGUACAAGCGAUUGAAUGGCUUUCUAAGCGUUUAGAUUUCACGUACAAAAUUAUCCCAACUGGUUUGGCGCUAGGCAAAGUGGAAAUGCUUAACGGCAGUGGAUCAUGGAGUGGGGCAAGCGGCCGUCUUCUUCUAAAAGAUUUUGACGUAUUGGGACCACCAAUUGUUGUUAGCCAAGGGCGAAAUCGAGCGUUUGAAUUUGUUGGCGCUGCCCAAGCGGACAACAGCGCAUUGCUUACACCUGCAUUGGCUGAAGAAAAUACCAUUUUAUCUACCAUCAAACCAUUUCAACCGACGGUAUGGGCAAUGGUACUUAUUUCUCUGUUGGCUGUGGCUGGCUGCUUUGCAGUCACAUCUGCAUUAAAUUUGCAUCGCAAUGGCAUCCGUCGGAACAGAUUGUUUCUCAUCGGUGACUACAUAUUUCACCUCAUAGCAAUCUUAACAAAUCAAGGCGAUGUGAUUACUUUACACAAGCACCUGUUCAAGUUGCCUUUCCGCUUAACCGCGUCCGUCUGGUGCCUGUUUGCGUUGGUUAUGGUCAACGUGUACAGUAGCACGCUCACGGCCCAUCUGACCGCGCGCAAAAUGAGUACUCCACCUAAAGACGCGUUUGAAAUCAUCGAAAAAGGAAUUCUUGCUUAUCUCAUAAUAGACGAUGGCUUAGGACGAGAACUUAUCCUGGGUGCAACGGGCGGGCCGUUGAAGAAAAUGGGAGAUGUUUUUCGUCGCCAUCCUGAAUACAUAAUACCUGAUCAAGAUACUGCAUUCCGCAAAGUCGCAUCGGGCUGCUGUUCUUACACUGAUUUGGUGAAUUAUUUAGAUUAUCGCAUAGGCCAAGAUUUUGAAGAGACGGGAAAAUGUCGGGUUCAUGUAGGAAAACCAACCAGCGGCUAUUCGUUUACUGCACUCUUUUUAAGAAAGGGAGAUAUUUAUCGUAGCUCCAUAAAUCAAGGAGUGUUGGACUUGUAUCAAACUGGACUAGUUGACCAUUGGAAAAAUAAAUAUGGUAGCAGGGGACUGAAACUGUGUCAGUCAACACCGAUGACAAAGAAAUUGAAAGAAUUGCACCGACUGAACACAAUCGACUUGGCAGGAGCUUUUCUUAUUCUUGGAGUUGGUCUUCUACUGUCAUUGAUGGCUUUCUUGGUGGAACAAUAUCGUCGUUGCAACACUUGUGUAAACUAA